AUGGACCCUAGCGAGCCCGCCACAUCUAAUUCCGGGUCGGAGAAGAUGUCUCCUACGACCACAGCCUUUUCCUCACCCUCACAGUCACCAAAUCCCGGCAUAACGAAGAAUCGCCCCAAUGGAAGCGUCACCAUGGAAGAUGUUACCGGUACGGUUCCUGGAUGGCCUGCGUUGGCCAGAACAAUAGCCAACAAACCUGCGUUUGUGGCCUUUCCAUCGUUCAAUGAUCUCAACGUGAAGUCUUUACUCUACUAUCAAGCGGAACUCAUCAAACUGAGGAAAGAACUGCAUGAAACUGAAUACCAAGACUAUUUCCACGGCGAUGCCUCACAAAUUCACUUUGCAGAAGACUUGGAUUGGUUGUUCGACUCAGUGCAAAGCGACUCAGAGCAAAAGGACUCGGACCAAAAGGACUCAGAGCUAAGUCCUGAGCAAUUGAAAAUACUUGAAAAGAUUCGGAUUAUUCUGGAUAAAUACAACGCUGCACUGAUCCAAUUCUCAAAAGUUUCAGAAUUCCCAGAGGCUGACAGUAGCAAUGUAGAGUGUCUGAGGAACUGUGCAAGGGAAGUUGUUAAUGGCUCUGCUAUCACGGGAUCAGGCUCCCAGACCUGGGGCACACUCGGCAAGGCGAAAGUUACGCAGAAAUCACUCGGCAAGCUUGUUUGGGGCCUAUUCGUGGGAUUGUUCAAGACUCAAGAAGUAAAGCGUGAUGUGGUCCUGCAAGAAUUUCAAGAGCAUCUGAUAGUGCCUCGCGCGGGAAGCAAACCCGACGGCUUAACGUUAUGGGUAGUGUACAGUUUCAUCCCGUUGUUUCAUCGUGUGUGGAGAGGAUGUGGAGAGCCUACCUGGGCGAAGCUUUGGGGGGGAGUGAAGGGCCCGUUUUCUUCAUGCCAUCUUCCACGAUUCCGCCAAGACUCAAGCGCAUCCACUGCCUCUACCGCUGGCACUGCGGCAUCGAGAGGCUCAAAUCUCUCCAAGGCUGGUGACAAGAAUCUUACCGCCUACUCGAAAAGCUGGAUCUUACGCGUUACGUCCAUAUUGACAACCAUCGUGGCCUGUCUCCUCCCCGUCGUCGCCAUCGUCGUUCUCUCUAGGGUGCAGUCGAUGGGAAUGAUUCUCGGACUCAUCGCCAUUUUCAACAGCGUCUUCGCCUUUGGUCUCGUCCUGAUUUCAUCAGGAAGCUCACGGGUUGAGAUCUUUACUGCUACUGCUGCCUUCUCGGCAGUGAUGGUGGUGUUCGUCCAGAACAAGAUCUCUCAGAACUAA
Messenger RNA from Hyaloscypha bicolor E, 1266 nucleotides. RefSeq lists its product as uncharacterized. The transcript has 3 exons. The record is from RefSeq and is a predicted model, not a curated record. The coding region runs from base 1 to 1266 and encodes 421 amino acids. NCBI's taxonomy places the organism in Eukaryota, Fungi, Ascomycota, Leotiomycetes, Helotiales, Hyaloscyphaceae.